This is a messenger RNA of Anopheles bellator, 3046 nucleotides long. RefSeq names its product capon-like protein. The transcript is spliced from 10 exons. The coding region runs from base 395 to 1825 and encodes 476 amino acids. The record is from RefSeq and is a predicted model, not a curated record. Lineage: Eukaryota; Metazoa; Arthropoda; Insecta; Diptera; Culicidae. Gene Ontology annotation, molecular function: nitric-oxide synthase binding.
UGGCGCCGCUGGACUCCCGGAUCGACAAGUGUGUUCCGCGGCGUGCGCUCUAACCCUUCGGUGGAAUUCGGCCGGAAGAACGAGACGCUCGGCCGCUACGGGGUAGAAGACCAGUCCAGAUUCUCAGUCAUCCAUCAUCGGUGUGCGCGGUGCGUUCUAGACGAAAGGAAAAGGCUGAAGCUCGGCUCGGAAGCCUUCUAAGCCGCAGCCACAUACGAGUUCCGUCUUCGGUCCGGUCCGGUGAAGAUUGUGUUGUGUGCUCCGUGAGUGUGAAAAUUGUUGGCGUGUUCCGAGUGGAAGUGCUACAAUAUUCCGGGACGUCCGUGAUCCGUGAGCGACCCGCAGGAAAGCAGUGCCCCCGACAGGAAAGCGGCGGCAGGCCACAGCCACAAAGAUGCCUUCUCAGCCUUACGAUCUCGUCAAGGAUGAUCAAGACAUCAGAGUGCCGCUGUACCCGGAGCAGGCUUUCUACGGCAACGGUCUGAUGUUUCAGGCAAAGCUCAUCGGAUGGCAGGCCGUACCCAGGCCCAGCAACCGCACGGAAAUCGUUCAGGCCAUGCGUAGGAUACGGUACGAGUGUAAAGUGCAAAACAGUAAGAAAAAGAAGGUCACCGUCAACAUCUCCGUCGAAGGGGUGCGCGUGUGUCUCAAGCGGAAACGGCGAAAGAAAAAGCAACACCAGUGGAAUGACCCGCUGGAGAUAGAGCUGCUCAACCACCCGAUCUACCGGAUAUUCUACGUCUCGCACGACAGCAACGAUCUGAAGAUCUUCAGCUACAUUGCCCGCGAUGGCAGCAGCGACGCGUUCAAGUGUUGCGUUUUCAAGACGAACAAGAAGUCACAAGCCAUGCGGAUUGUCCGAACCGUGGGCCAAGCAUUCGAAGUGUGCCACAAGCUGACCAUACAGGACGGCGGGGACAACCUGGGCGACGACCACUCGGAGCUGUCACGGUGCGACGUGUCCGACCAGGAUCGGUGCUCGGACCGCAUCAGCGAGGACGGCGACAUCAAGAAAGAUCCGACGAAAUCAGCCCACGACUCACCGCGUUUGGCUCGGCCGGACCAUUUGGAUUUGGGUACGCUACUGCAGCAGCAGCAACAGCAGCACUUGCCGGCCUCUUCCGUCGCCAUCGCCAACAGCUCCACCGGCACCAGUAUGCUACCGCCCAUGUACCGAUCAUCACCUUCCGCACAGGAGACGACGGACCCCGAAGCGGUCUCGUCGGCAGCAUCGCUUGCGAAAACACCGCUCUCUGCAUCGCGCGAAAUGACGACGCUACGUGAGCAGCUGGACCAGCAGCAGCACCAAACGCGCCAAGUGCUGGCCCAGCUGAUGCUCGUCCGCGAGCAGCUAAUCUCGGAAACGAACGCCCGCAUGGACGCCCAGGCACGUAUCCAGCAGUUGUUGCAGCAGAAUCGUGAGCUAUUAGAGCAUAUUGCCUCCCUCGGUGGCUAUCACGAACCGGACCGACCGGGACUCUCGGCCACCGCCAUCGGCAUCGCUCCGCAGCUCUCUUCGACAGCGAAGGUAGCCCGCUGGUUCCACACGCUGCAGUGGACCAACCAGUCGCAGUCGCUGUCCCGACCGGAGUCGGGCUUCGUGUCGGGUGAUUCGCGCUCGGAGCGCAACCAAAAGUCGGACGUCGAUAUGGUGGACCUGGUAGCCAAAGAUCACCAGCAUGGCCACGGGGCCGUCUCGAACGGGGUCGACCUGUGCGACGAGUAUCUGCUCGUCGAGGGCACCAGCAACCUGUGGAGCAAGCUGAGCGUCAAGAAGCGCAAGAAGCUGCUCGGCCUGAAGCUCGGCAAGGUCACCACCUUCUAGCCCCGGCGCCGCUGGCCACCGCUCACCCUGACGGCCCCCAAUGGCGGCUUCGGCGGCGGCGGCGGUGGUCAGCGAUGGUGGAACGGAACGAGCCAGCCGAUGGUGCGACUGACGGCGGCUACGUCCGGUUCCUCCAGUGCCAGCGACAACGAUAGCGACGGCGACGAGUAAGCAGGCGCAGCCGAGUAUGGCUCCGCUGGGCGAGCGUUGGUCCCCGGGCUUAGCUGCAGACGCUAACCCGCCCUCUCGGACACAACCAGGAAACUUCUUCCCCUGCGACCCCCCCGUAAAACGCCAUGAAUGUGAGAUUUUGUUGACACCAGCACUGGGGAAAAGUAAGGGCGCGCUCUGCGGUGGAUGCACGAGCGCGAAUCUUUGCUUUUCGACCCGGUCAUCCGGGCGCGCCCGCGCGUGCCCUUGUGCACCAUAUCAAAGCCGGGGCCAAGUCCGGAACCGUCGGUCGGGGCUCCCGGAAGCCGAAGCAUUCGAAUGGAUGGCUGGGAGAGGAAGGAAUCAUGUCAACGUUAACUUAAAUUUAAGCAACAAAAAACAUAAGACACCGAAUGGGUUCGCGUCCGCCCAUCGUCGCAGAGUAGCACACUAGCGCAGCGCAGCAUAUUUAUUGCUUUGCUUCGUACGAUUUCAGUCAACUCCGGCUCUGGGGUGGAUUAGGUUCAACUACUCCAUGCAUGCGUUGACAAGACGAUGGCCGAUAGAGUAGUCACUCUCCCCGCAAAGAAAACCCGCGGACUACUAUUAACACACUACCCCGUAAGCUCAUUAGAUUCAUUCGAUUCGCUCGUCGAUCAUCAAUCAAUCAUCAUCAGGUUAAGGACCCCGUUCACGGAACCCCAUUUUGGUUCAAUUUUUCCCUGGAUGCGCUCAACCUAGAGGUGUACGUAUGCGCGAUCCCAAGACUGAUUUUUGACGGCAACAAACGAACAAAAUUUGGCGACUCUUGUGCGCGCAAAAAUACAGGACAUUCCAAUCAUAUCCCGUUCGAGAAAGAGAGAGAGAGAAAGAGAGAUAGCAAGUAGCGAUAGUAGACCAUAGCUUAACCACUAGUUAACGUUAGAAAGCGCAGACUUCCCGAGUUCCGUUUCCUCUGCCCCGAGUGUGUGUUCUUUCUCGCUCUCUCCGUGUAUCUCGUGUUCCGACCGAGAUCGUGGCUGCUGAGGCGGCGCUAGGGUGUAAGUAGUUUAAUUGUCCCCUUCCAAUUCU